UUUAUACUCAGGUUACAUAGGAAAAAUUAAUAAAAAUGGCAGAAUGUUAAAUUUAUUAGAGGCACAUGGAUUAGUGUGUGACAUGGACCACCAUAUUACACACUGUCACGAUCCAAUAGCCGAUGUAAUAUUAACAAAAUGUAUAUUUAACUAUGUUGUCCUGAAGAUAAGACCAAUCCAUUUAUAUAAAUUAAGUAGAAACUACAGAAAAAGAUAAAUAAUAAUAAUAAGCAAAUAAUAAGUUAAUUCAGGUGAAGGGAUAAUAUUAUUUCAAUCUUGGUAAAGGUAAUUAUUUAGACUUAAUACGGAUAUGUUAUUUUAGAUUUAUUGAAGAAUUAAAAAACAUAUUGAGCGCGGAAGUACAUAUAGGGGAAGACGGGGUAUUACCGUAUGCGGGGCAAAAUCGUAUUAUCGGAAUGUUAUCAAUAAUUGUUAUCAUGGAGGUAAACUGAAGACACCGAUUUGAAACGUUUUGUUUGCUUAUCUAUUGAAUAUGAUAGUGCACUUGUUUUGAUAUCACGUUUUUAAAAUAAAUACGUUUUAUGUUUUUACUUUCAAUUACUUAAAUAUUAUCAACAUUUCAAAGAGUGAAUUUUUAUAUGCGAAAAAAUUGUUCAGGUAUGUCAUAUUUAUUAUUCAAUAGCUAAUGAAGUGUAAUUUACAUUUGUUGUAUAAAUGCAUUCAUUUAUUAAUUUAAUGUUUGAUAUAAAGCUCGAAAACUUUUAAUAGUCUUGUGGGGCAAAAUCGUAUGGUUAUACACUGUACGGUUUUACUACGUUGAUAUUUUGACAAUUGCUAUGGUUGAAUUUAAACAAUUUAUUAGUACCUAUUGAAUUGUUUUAUUUUUCUUAGUAUGGUUCGUAAUUAUAUUCGGAAAUCAAACAGACAAUCAUGGUUGGAAGAUGAUAUGAAAAUGGCUGUAUUAGCUGUGGUGGAAAGAAGUUUGACUUAUGAUGCUGCGUCUAUUCGUUAUGAAGUUCCUCGUUCAACGUUACAGGAUCGAGUCAAUAAAGUUAAAGAAGGAAAAUUAAAUGUACAACAGUGUGGAUUAAAAGCUUUGGGACAUUAUCAAAAAGUAUUUUCAAUCGAACAAGAAAAUGUUCUUGUACAAUAUUUAAAAGACAUGGAAAGUCGUUUGUUUGGCUUAACACAAAAUCAUUUUAGAAAACUGGCCUUUGAACUUGCCGAAAGAAACAAUAUUGCUCAUAAUUUUAAUAAAACAAAUGGUUUAGCAGGUGAAUUAAGCAAUGAUUAUUUUUAUUUAUAUAUUUUAAAGUUUAUUGUUAUAUUAUCUUUUAAUUUUUUUUAUGUAGGUCAAGAUUGGUUAAAAGGCUUUUUAUUAAGGCACCCAGAGUUGUCAGUACGGAUCCCAGAACCAACUUCAGCUGUGAGAGCUAUGGGCUUCAAUCGACCGGUGGUGAAUAGUUUUUAUGAUUUGUUAAAAAAAUGUUAUGAGACUCAUCACUUUAAGCCAGAACAAAUUUUUAAUGUUGAUGAAAGUGGAUUGUCAAAUGUAGCCAAAAGUAGAGCCAAAAUAAUUUCCCAAAAGGGACGAAGACAAGUUGGCAAACUGUCAUCAGCUGAAAGAGGUCAAAAUGUUACAGUGACAAUUUGUUUUUCAGCAUCGGGUUCAUAUAUUCCCCCAUUAUUAAUAUUCCCUAGAGUCAGAUUAAAUCCAGAUUUUGAAGAAGAAGCACCACCUGGAUCAUUGGUUGUUUGUCAUCCAUCAGGGUGGAUGCAAUCCGAAAUAUUUGUGCAGUGGCUUCAUCAUUUUAUUAAGCAUACACAUCCCACAAAAGAAAACCCUAUUUUAUUGCUUUUAGAUGGUCAUGUUACUCAUGUUAAAAACCUUGAAGUUAUAGAUGUAGCCCGCAAAAAUAAUAUAGUUAUCAUUUGUUUUCCUCCCCAUACAACUCACAAAUUACAACCGUUAGAUGUGAGCUUUAUGGGUCCACUCAGUACAUACUAUAGCCAAGAGUUAGAUUUGUGGUUACUUAACCACCCAGGCCAAGUUGUUGGUCUUCGCCACAUUUCUAAAAUUUUUCGUGAGGCAUAUCUAAAAGCAGCAACUCCUAAAAAUGCAAUUUCUGGUUUUAGAAAAACUGGUAUAGCUCCAUUUAAUUCAGACAUAUUUGACAAUUCUGACUUUGCUCCAGCUGAAACUACCAAUAAUAUUGAAAUGUCAUUAGAUACCCAAACACAACCUUGUUGUUCAGCUGAUAAUAAUAGUGCUCUUGCAUUAUAUUCUACUCCCCAACCUAGUUCCUCUGCUAAUACAUUGAAUACUGAACAACCUGCAGAUAAUGUUCAAAAUGCAGCUGUUUCAUCUUUAUUGUCUCAAAGUUUGGUAUUAGAAACACCACAUACAACUUUUUCUUCAAAUGAAAAACAGAUUUUUACUAUAUCUCCAGAAAUUAUUUUGCCAAUACCAAAAGCUCAAAAUAUUAACAGAUCAUCAAGAAGAAGAGGAAAGACAGCAAUUAUCACUGAAAGUCCAUACAAAAAAGAACUCCAAGAAGCUAAAGAAAACAGCAAACCACUGCCAAAGAAAAAACAAAAGAAAAAUAAUAUUAAAAAAAGAUUAUUCACUUCUACAGAUGAAGAAGAAAUUCACCCCAAAAAGCUAUGUGUUUCAACUGAUGAUGAUGACAGUGCCGACGAAGAGUGUAUAUAUUGUAGUAUGCCAUACAAAGAAGACUCAAAGGGAGAGAAAUGGGUUAAAUGUAUAAAUUGCUGUAGAUGGUGUCAUGAGCUUUGUGGAGGAGUUGAUAACUGGAAGACCUACAUUUGUGAUCUUUGUAUAAAAAAAAAAUAAGUAAAACAUUAUUGAUUAAGGUAAUUUUUAUUUCUUAUAAGAAAAAAAGGUUUUGUUUUAUUUUAAUAUUACAUAUU
Acyrthosiphon pisum (pea aphid) is the source of this 2892-nucleotide messenger RNA. RefSeq lists its product as uncharacterized. The record is from RefSeq and is a predicted model, not a curated record. Gene Ontology annotation, cellular component: nucleus. Gene Ontology annotation, molecular function: DNA binding. The transcript is spliced from 3 exons. NCBI's taxonomy places the organism in Eukaryota, Metazoa, Arthropoda, Insecta, Hemiptera, Aphididae. Bases 854 to 2815 code for a protein of 653 amino acids.